GGGAAUUAAAUUUGAGAGGUGGGAGUGGAAGGGCCCGUAUCUCAGCCGGGUGCCAGUCAGUGGUAAACAGUGUCCAGGUGACUGCUGUACAACCUUCAUGAAAACUUCCUAUAUAAAACAAGACCCAUAAGAGAUGGCAGAGUUAGAAGAAAAAGCAAGCAGCACAAGUGAGCGUCUACGAGAGGAAUAUCGCAGACACGUGCAGACACAGAUUUCUCAUGAUCUCGUGGAUACAAUCGCCACAUUGGAGCAACACCAAGAGCACCUACUGCAGUUGUGCGAACAGCUUAAACUGGCCAAGAAACAGGUGACAAACAGUUCAUCGGACACAAAGGCAACAAUCAACACAGUGUUUGACAGUUUUAUUGCUGCUGUGAAUGAAAGUGUAAAUAAGAGGCGCCAAAACCUCUUGGAUGAAGUGCAGGAGGUUGAAGAAGAGGCCCGUGGCCCCUUAGACCAGUGUGGGUGUGUGUUGGAGACUCGGGUAAGGGAAGCUGCAGAGAGAAUAGAGCAGGGAAAGCGACUUCAGAAACAUGGAGGUGUCAUGGCUAAGGACACAGUUAUUAGAUUUCAGGAGGAGGCAGCAGCUAUGACCAGUUUGCCUGAGGUUCCGGCUCUGUGUGCAGUACCUAGUGUUAGUGUUGAGUUCCCCGGUGAACCAUCAUUGAUUGAAGAAGUGCAGGACCUGAUUGAUCAGGCAGGUCGGGUCUCAAGGAUGGGUCCUGUGCAGAUCACCAACAUAGUGGAGCAGCCAGGUGCACUACUUGUAUCCUGGGAGGAGGUGGAUGAAGAUGUAUCGGAUGAUGGGCUGGAAUUCUGUUUUGAGUGUAGUAACACUGGAGCCACUGAUCGUCACACUGCAGAGUUUCACACAAAGUAUGUAGGGCCCGACUAUUCAUUUUUGCUGCGUGACCUUAUGGCUGGAGAGUCGUACCUGCUUAGAGUGGCAUCAAGACGGGAAGGCUCCAAGACCUUUGGACCUUGGAGCCUGGUACAGUCUUCUGUAACAAACAUCCCACAUUUCAGAUGGAAGAAAGGUUGUUCCUCAGGAUGGAGUAUAGCAGAUGAUGGCCGUCUUGCUUCCAAAGUAACCAGCGACUUGGAGGUCCUCCACUCAGAUGGCCCCUUGCUAAGAGCAGGAUCCUCUGUUUUAUUUAAGAUAGUGUGUGGAGGUGUAGGCUGCAGUGACGAGGGUGUUGGUCUAUGCUGCCAGCCUGUGACUGGCCCAGAACAGCUCCUCUUGCCUGGUGCGCUCUUCCUUAGUGCUCAAGAUUGUGGAGGCCCCCUGGGCAGCUGCCCACUUUGCCCUCUCCUGAAUCUGGCCCUGACCGCGAAUACUCUUUUAGGAAUCAUUGUACCUGUGACCACCAAACAGCUCCGGAUGUGUGUUUUUGGAUGGCGUGAGUCGUGUGACUCGAUUACCAGCCAUUCAAGACAAGUCACAAGUCAGCUUUGCUGUGGAGAAAGUAUCUUCGACCAAAUUCAGAGUAUAUAUUGAGAGCCAGGAGAAGCAGGUAACUUAUGAAUGGGGUAUUCCAAGUGCACAGGAUGGUUUGUAUUUUGUUGCAACGUUUGGUGAAGCACGGUGGAAAAUAAGUGUUCAUUAGUAGGUAAUAUUGUUUAAAAAGUAUCAGAUCUCAAUUAAACUUUUAUCUAUGUACUUUUCUAAUAUGUUUUAUGCUGUGGCUCUUGCAUGGCAAAUAUAUAUUUAACUAAAGAUGAAAUUGAACUAAAGUCUUGAAUCUCAUUAUGUGCCUAUAGUAAACUAGGAAUAUCAGAAUAUUAAUAAAGUAUUCUAUAUUAGUUUGAAAAUGGAGAAUAUAUUACUUAAAGAUUCACAAUUGAUAAAUACUAUUUUCUAAAACUUUUUUUCAUUACAUAUUAGAUUUAUUUCCUCAGUAAAAUCGGAAACGAGAUCCUUCACUCAUGCUGUGUUGAAGCAAGUUAUAUCUGAUUGUUGCUUUUAGAUCUCAGAUACAAGUCAGUCAAAUUGUAUGUUCUGCAGAACACUAUAUUCCAUAUUCCAGUGAUAGUAUCCAAACACAUGGUAAAAUUAUUUGUUCGCCACCCUGGAUUUUCAAGCUUUAACUGUCCUUGGGUUAUUAAUAAAUGGAUUAAAAUAAAGGAAUGAAAUGCUUGAGCUUAAGAUGUGUAAGAAAAUUAUAAUAGUGAAGAAUCAUUUCACUAUCUGCCGUAUAAGUUUGUACAUAUAUUAGCAGUUACUCUCACAUUAUGUCAAAUAAAAAAGUUUUCUUUCAGUGUAUACAUUUAAUGUCAUUUACUGUAUUUGGAAAAAAAAAUACAUUAAUAGAUAUUCA
This is a messenger RNA of Homarus americanus (American lobster), 2318 nucleotides long. RefSeq names its product cytokine receptor-like factor 3. Bases 134 to 1498 code for a protein of 454 amino acids. The transcript is spliced from 11 exons. NCBI's taxonomy places the organism in Eukaryota, Metazoa, Arthropoda, Malacostraca, Decapoda, Nephropidae. Gene Ontology annotation, molecular function: protein binding. The record is from RefSeq and is a predicted model, not a curated record.